Molecule: messenger RNA, 6223 nt
Organism: Mastomys coucha (southern multimammate mouse)
Lineage: Eukaryota; Metazoa; Chordata; Mammalia; Rodentia; Muridae
Gene: Cp
Product: ceruloplasmin
Exons: 19
Coding region: 228-3602 (1124 amino acids)
Biological process (GO): iron ion transport
Cellular component (GO): plasma membrane
Molecular function (GO): copper ion binding; oxidoreductase activity
Source: RefSeq, a predicted model, not a curated record
ACGGAUGACAUUCCUUUGUAGUUAGAGAAGCCUGGCUACUGGGAACGGUGUUUGUUUUGGUUUUUCCCGGUCAUGGUUUACCAGAACCAAUCUGAGUUGGAAAAUGCUAUUUGCUUUACUCUUGUGCAACAUUAAAUUGUGUCAGUCAAGCAAAAUAAAGCCCUAUUUAUAAAAGUGCCUGCUUCUGCUUUCACUUUAUUGCAUCGAGGGCUCCACAAGGGAGGAAAAUGAAGUUUUUGCUGCUUAGUACAUUUCUGGUUUUGUGUAGUUCCUUAGCCUGGGCAAGAGAUAAGCAUUAUUUCAUCGGAAUUACUGAAGCCGUGUGGAACUACGCUUCUGGCAACGAAGAGAAGAAACUUAUUUCAGUUGACACGGAACAGUACAAUUUCUAUCUUCAAAAUGGUCCAGAUCGUAUCGGAAGAAGAUAUAAGAAGGCUCUUUACUCUGAGUACACAGAUGGCACCUUUAGUAAGACUGUAGACAAGCCAGCCUGGCUAGGGUUUUUAGGCCCGGUCAUCAAAGCUGAAGUUGGAGAUAAAGUUUAUGUUCACUUAAGGAACCUCGCCUCUAGGAGCUACACUUUCCAUGCACAUGGGGUAACUUACACCAAGGAGUAUGAGGGGGCCAUCUACCCUGACAACACCACUGAUGUUCAAAAGGCUGAUGACAAAGUAUUUCCCGGACAACAGUAUUUGUACGUGCUGCACGCCAACGAGCAAGCUCCCGGCGAGGGAGACAGCAAUUGUGUGACCAGGAUUUACCACUCCCAUGUUGACGCUCCAAAAGAUAUUGCAUCUGGACUCAUAGGACCUUUAAUACUCUGUAAAAAAGGUUCUCUACAUAAGGAAAAAGAGAAGAAUAUUGACCAAGAAUUUGUAGUAAUGUUCUCGGUGGUGGAUGAAAAUCUCAGUUGGUAUCUAGAAGAUAACAUCAAAACCUUCUGCUCUGAACCAGAGAAAGUCGAUAAAGACGACGAAGACUUCCAGGAAAGCAACAGGAUGUACUCCAUAAAUGGAUAUGCAUUUGGAAGCCUCCCUGGGCUCUCAAUGUGUGCAGAAGACAGAGUGAAGUGGUACCUUUUUGGUAUGGGUAAUGAAGUCGACGUGCAUUCAGCUUUCUUUCACGGUCAAGCCCUGACCAGCAAGAACUACCGUACUGAUGUAAUCAACCUGUUCCCUGCCACCCUAAUUGAUGCUUACAUGGUGGCCCAGAAUCCUGGAGUCUGGAUGCUCAGUUGCCAGAACCUAAACCAUCUGAAAGCUGGGUUGCAGGCCUUUUUCCAGGUUCGGGACUGUAACAAGCCCUCGCCAGAGGAUGAUAUCCAAGAUAGACCUGUGAGACACUAUUACAUUGCUGCUGAGGAGAUCAUCUGGGACUACGCUCCUUCUGGGACAGACAUCUUCACUGGAGAGAACUUAACAGCUCCGGAAAGCGAUUCAAGGGUAUUUUUUGAGCAAGGUCCCACAAGAAUCGGUGGCUCUUAUAAAAAGAUGGCUUAUCGUGAGUACACAGAUGAGUCCUUCACAAACCAAAAACAAAGAGGCCCUGAUGAGGAACAUCUUGGAAUCCUGGGUCCUCUCAUUUGGGCAGAAGUAGGAGACAUCAUUAAAGUCACCUUUCAUAACAAAGGACAACAUCCUCUCAGCAUUCAGCCAGUGGGGGUAAGAUACACCACGGAAAAUGAAGGAACAUACUAUGGCCCACCUGGCCGCUCUUCAAGGCCAGCAUCCUCCCAUGUGGGUCCCAAAGAAACCUUUACGUAUGAAUGGAUUGUCUCCAAAGAAAUGGGACCCACUUAUAAUGAUCCUGUGUGCCUAUGUAAGAUGUAUUACUCUGGCGUUGACCCCACCAAAGAUAUAUUUACUGGGCUUAUUGGGCCAAUGAAAAUAUGCAAGAAAGGCAGCUUACUUGCAGAUGGGAGACAGAAAGAUAUAGACAAGGAGUUCUACUUGUUUCCCACAGUGUUUGAUGAGAAUGAGAGUUUACUCUUGGAUGACAAUAUCAGGAUGUUCACAACUGCACCUAAUCAAGUGGAUAAGGAAGAUGAAGACUUUCAGGAGUCUAAUAAGAUGCACUCCAUGAAUGGAUUCAUGUAUGGCAAUCAGCCUGGCCUCAAUAUGUGUCUAGGAGAAUCCACUGUGUGGUAUUUGUUCAGUGCUGGAAAUGAGGCAGAUGUACAUGGGAUAUACUUUUCAGGAAAUACUUAUCUGUCCAAAGGAGAAAGAAGAGAUACUGCAAACCUAUUCCCUCAUAAAAGUUUCACCCUUCUCAUGAAUCCUGACACAAAAGGGUCUUUUGAUGUUGAGUGUCUGACAACGGAUCACUACACAGGCGGCAUGAAGCAAAAGUACACUGUGAAGCAGUGCAAGCGGAACUUUGAAGAUUUCACUGUUUACUAUGGAGAAAAGACCUACUAUAUUGCAGCAGUGGAGGUGGAAUGGGAUUAUUCACCAAGCAGGGACUGGGAAAAGGAGCUGCAUCAUUUACAAGAGCAAAAUGUUUCAAAUGUAUUUUUGGAUAAAGAAGAGUUUUUCAUAGGCUCAAAGUACAAGAAGGUUGUGUAUCGCGAGUUUACUGACAGCACAUUCAGAGAACAGGUGAAGAGAAGACCUGAAGACGAGCACUUGGGCAUCCUCGGUCCACCAAUUCAUGCAGAUGUUGGAGACAAAGUUAAAGUUGUCUUUAAAAAUAUGGCAACCAGGCCAUAUUCAAUACAUGCCCAUGGGGUGAAAACAGAGAGUUCUACAGUCGUCCCAACGUUACCAGGUGAAGUUCGCACUUACAUAUGGCAAAUUCCAGAUAGAUCAGGUGCUGGAAGUGAAGAUUCACCUUGUAUUCCAUGGGCUUAUUACUCGACCGUGGAUCGAGUUAAGGAUCUCUAUAGUGGGCUAAUAGGCCCACUGAUUGUUUGUCGGAAAUCUUAUGUGAAAGUAUUCAAUCCUAUAAAGAAAAUGGAGUUUUUCCUUUUGUUUCUAGUAUUUGAUGAGAAUGAAUCUUGGUACUUAGAUGAUAACAUCAAAAUAUACUCUGAACACCCUGAGAAAGUAAACAAAGACAACGAGGAAUUCAUAGAAAGCAAUAAAAUGCAUGCUAUUAAUGGAAAAAUGUUCGGAAACCUACAAGGCCUCACAAUGCAUGUGAAAGACGAAGUCAACUGGUAUGUGAUGGGCAUGGGCAAUGAAAUAGACCUGCACACUGUACACUUCCAUGGCCACAGCUUCCAAUACAAGCACAUGGGAAUGUACAGUUCUGAUGUCUUUGACCUUUUCCCCGGAACAUACCAAACCCUAGAAAUGUUUCCCCAAACACCUGGAACUUGGUUACUCCACUGCCACGUGACUGACCAUGUGCAUGCUGGGAUGGCAACUACCUACACUGUUUUACCAGCAGAACAAGGUGUUUUCAAGUGUAUUAUAAAAACGAAGACAGUUGUACAGCUCAUGUACCUGCAACAAGACCAGCCCCUCCGCUCAGCCCCUCAGCUCAGUCCCUCAGCGCAGACGCUUCCUCUACCUGCAGUUCCAUCCAGAAGCCAGAAUCCAAAGCUCCUAACUGGGAUCAACUAUAGAUUUUUGCCCCUCAAAAGCUAUAUUCUAAAUUAACAAGACGUGAUAUCACACCAUAUUUAAAUUGUUUAGUAUACUGUAAUAUACUGCAUAUUUAAAAGUAAGAGAGGCGGUUUUAUUUACCUGUAAUUUCAAAAGGUCUUCUGUGUAAUUUUUAUCAGCUAAGGAAUCAGACGUCAUUAAGACAUGAACCCACGGAUAUAUUAAGCCAUAAUGACUGCAGGCAUUUAUCUGAAACAUUACAGAAAUACAUCACAAGCCAAAUAGAACAACAACAAAACAAACAAUUUCUUGAUCCAUUCAUUAAUUCUCUCUCACAUCUUAGACUCAGUUAUAUCUCUCUGUCACGUCUUACACUCAGUUAUAUUCUCUCUCUCACGUCUUAGACUCAGUUAUAUUCUCUCUCUCACGUCUUAGACUCAGUUAUAUUCUCUCUCUCACGUCUUACACUCAGUUAUAUUCUCUCUCUCACGUCUUAGACUCAGUUAUAUUCUCUCUCACGUCUUAGACUCAGUUAUAUUCUCUCUCUCACGUCUUAGACUCAGUUAUAUUCUCUCUCUCACGUCUUAGACUCAGUUAUACUCUCUCUGUCACGUCUUAGACUCAGUUAUACUCUCUCUGUCACGUCUUAGACUCAGUUAUAUUCUCUCUCUCACGUCUUAGACUCAGUUAUACUCUCUCUGUCACGUCUUAGACUCAGUUAUAGUCUCUCUGUCACGUCUUAGACUCAGUUAUAUUCUCUCUUAGGAAAAGGAAGCUUUGCAGGUGGAUUUCCCUGGAAGAGUUUUGCAGUCUCAUUGCUUCCGUAUCAAAUAAUCUGCAAUAAAUACUUCCUAAUAUUUUGAAAUUUAAAAAUAUUCUACAGAAGUGCUUUCAAAAAACAAAAAAUAGCACUGCUCCUAAGAUAACAGUGGAAAUCAUUUUUAUUUAUAGCAUUUUGGAUAUGACAAAAUAUGCUUUUAAGUUCUCAUGAUGAUUGCCAUGGAGUAUCCUUUAUCCAAGAAAUUACACUGGUGACCUUUCCAGUCACUGCAUAGUACCCACAGCAGUCAUAGCAACAGGAUUCUAUGGAAACAGAGCAGGAGGGGUGGGUGACAAAGGCUGUCACAGCUGCCUACAGCACACCUGAAGCCCAAGUGUGACCCUGAAAGGAAACAGGACAGUACAGUAGCCCCUUGCCUCGGCCCUUUAAAAAACUGACCAAGUCAACCCUUUUGGCGAAAGACCCUCUACGCUGUGACACUGCGGGUGGUAAUGAUGGAGUAUGGCCGUCCUCCUUAAUUUGAGGGUAUGAAAUUUGAGUUGGGUGGGGUCUCAUGUGUAGCCCUGGCUGGCCUGGAACUCACAGAGAUCCACCUGCCCCUGCCUCCUGAGUGGUUAAGAUUAAAGGCAUUUGCCAUGACACCUGGCUUCCAGGUGGUAGUCUUACCAUUUUUAUUUAUUUACUUGUGUGUGUACGUUUGUGUGUGCAUGUGCAGAGGUCGGAGAACAAUUUUCAGGAGUCAGUUCUCUCCUUCUACUGUGGUCCCAGGGAUGAAACUUAGCUCCCCAGACCUGGCAGCAAGGGCCUUUACAGGGUAAGCAGUCUCAGCAGCCCCACUUGGUUUCUUUAGAAUGGGAAGGCACGUAAGAUGUAGGUAACUUCAGUCAUAGGUACCAUGUGUAAGCAUUAAACAUACGGUAGGGGCUAGGGAGAUAGCCUCAGUCGGGAAUGUGUUUACCUCACAGGAAUACAAAUCUGAGCUGGAGUCCUACAACCUGGAAAACGUCAGGUGUGGUGCUACAAGUUUGCAAUCUCAGUGUCGAGGAGGAGGCAACACAGAGGAUACCUAGGCCUUGGCCAGCUAAUAGCCUACAUGACAGACCCUAUUUCAAAAUACAUGGACAGAGUCCCUGAGAAUGGCACCGGAGAGUGACCUUCAGACCCUAGACAUAGGACAUCUGGAUCUGCACGUGCACUGCACCGGCUCCCUCUCUCCUAAACACAAAAAACAGUUUAUUGCAGCACACAAUGUAUGCAUUGAAGGUAUUCCACUGUCUUACCAAAUCCUCUGCUGUUCUCAAGGGUAUGGUAUCAGGACACUGCCUCUCAGAUAGCCUCCAGAUGUACUGAGAUAUGAGCUUGACGAAGAGCUCUUCAGGAACCACGUUUGGGAGACACGCUACGAGCUGAGCUUCCCAGAAGUCUACCAAAAGCUGCGGAACCACAUCUUCAUCCUUUCCACACAGCACCUAGAAAGGAGAGCAUCCCACGUGAGUGCAGAGCCAGUGACACGCGGUCAGACAGCAGAGCUGUCAGUCACUACACCAGCACCUAGAAAGGAGAGCAUCCCACAUGAGUGCAGAGCCAGUGACACGCGGUCAGACAGCAGAGCUGUCAGUCACUACACCAGCACCUAGAAAGGAGAGCAUCCCACAUGAGUGAAGAGCCAGUGACACGUGGUCAGACAGCAGAGCUGUGGCUCCGCCACAUGGUCAGACAGCAGAGCUGUGACUACACCAUGCGAUCAUGUAGUACAUAAUUUUGGCCUGACUGCCACAGCAAGAACUAAGUUACACUUUCUGUUAAUUAGAAACAGAUUCUUGGUGGCAUGCACGGAGUUUCUGCAGAAAGUCUUUUAAUUUGUAUGUUUACAUUAUAAAUUGAUUAUACAGAA